This is a messenger RNA of Pyricularia pennisetigena, 369 nucleotides long. RefSeq lists its product as uncharacterized. The transcript has 2 exons. The record is from RefSeq and is a predicted model, not a curated record. Lineage: Eukaryota; Fungi; Ascomycota; Sordariomycetes; Magnaporthales; Pyriculariaceae. Bases 1 to 369 code for a protein of 122 amino acids.
AUGGAAUCCCGUCCCGGUGCAGGAGGGCAGCAAUUUAAUAUUAAAAUUUCUUGCCAAAUUGAAAUUAUUGUGGAGUGGGCCUACGGGGCCAAAAACAGCAACCAGGGUAUUAGGGUCGGGUAUAGGAACAAUGCUAAUAAUACAGAUGCAAUUGAAGGAGCAGGGAAGGUAAUAGUGAAUAAUGGGUUGGAGCGGCCGAAACAGCCAUAUUCGCAGCAGAAGGAAAAUGAUUGCGGGAAACAGCAGGAUUUAGGUGAAGGGAUAAAUAUUGACGUGGACAUUAAUCAAAAUAAUCAGGAUUCGUUCGAGUACGAGGGCUGGCGUGCCCAGCCCCUCGGUAACAGCGGCGCCACGGCCGCCAUAAAAUAG